Cooperia oncophora is the source of this 498-nucleotide messenger RNA. The record is from the annotation of a GenBank genome assembly. NCBI's taxonomy places the organism in Eukaryota, Metazoa, Nematoda, Chromadorea, Rhabditida, Trichostrongylidae.
AUGAGAGAGGGAGCCGUGCGGGAAGGCGAUGGUUACCAGACGAUAGCACGACGGUAUUCAUUUCGUGCACAUGUAGCUCACUCAAGGUCCCUCUCACCACAUCUCCAAUCAAAUGCAAUAGCGAUGGCGCCGUCGAACGAUUCAUCGAUAGUAAAUCGUUUUCCAUCGAUUGAUCUCUCUAUUAGACCUUCCCUGCAUCAAAUACUCGAGCAACCGGAGCAGUUCUUUCACAUCAGUCAGCAGUCGGCCAAGAUGAGCGUUGAUCACAAUCGACGCACACGUCUUUCGAAUGAGCUGAAACGGCGAGCAGAUAUUGAGCGUUAUCGUGAAAGUGUUAUGAAACCAGCUAGUUUGCGCCAGGUUGGUACCAAAGCUAUUUCGCAGGACAAUGUCGAUAUAGAACAAGUGACUCUUACAAUGGAAGUGACUUAUAGCGACUAUGAAGAAAUGUGUUAUAGCUGGAGAAAGAUUAAGGAGGAUCUUGGAGAGGAGUUCUAA